AUGGGGAACCAUAUGGAGACACAAAGUAAAAAUGUUGUCCAUGACUUCAUUGUUGACCCUUCGCAGGAGAAGUUAAUGCAUUGGAUUUUUCAGCACCAUCCAGAAACUGCAGUGAAAUUUAAAUUGCAAAACCAGCAACUAAGGACAACGUACAUGAACAUUCUCUUAGGCAUCAUUAAUACACUUUAUUACAAGCCUCUACAUGAUCUCUCCGAGUCUCAAUUAAGCAAGGCUUCCAAGGACUUGUCUGAUCUGACUCAAGUCGGUUUCAAUCUGCAAUGGUUAAGAUUGAAGCUUCGGAAGGUUUGCUUUGACAGGAAGAACCAUCGUGUCUCUGAAGUUCGGAUCGGGGAACUUGAAAAACAAGUUAAGAAACUUGAGGUGAUGAUGUCUGAUGUCAAAGCUGGGUUGGAAAAGGAGAAGGCCAAGUUGAAGAACCCAUAG
Molecule: messenger RNA, 444 nt
Organism: Camelina sativa (false flax)
Lineage: Eukaryota; Viridiplantae; Streptophyta; Magnoliopsida; Brassicales; Brassicaceae
Product: MATH domain and coiled-coil domain-containing protein At2g42465
Source: RefSeq, a predicted model, not a curated record